AUGAAGGUCUUCCAGCUCCUGCUUCUCGCCGUGGCAGUCACCAGCGCCAACGCUCGCGGCUCGUCCUCCGGUUCAGGAUCAGUUUCCGCCGGUGACUCGUUCCUCCCCCAUGACGCGCCCUCCAGCAACGCCGAUAGCACUCCGUCCGCCACUCUCUCGGCGGAGGUGCUCUCCGUCUCCCCUUCGUCCAACUCCAGCGCUCCAGAGCCUCUCUCCAGCUCCGGCAGCUCAGCCCCAGCCACGACCGAAGUGUCCUCCUCGUCCACCGACGCGUCCAUCAGCGUGUCAUUGGACACUUCGAUCAGCUCGAGUGGGUCCUCCAAGUCGCUCAUCAGCUCUGCCAGCACCUCCGCAUCAGCUUCUAACACCAGCUCCUCCUCUGUUGACCAUUACGAGUCCACCUCGAGUCCACCGACGUCCUCCGAAGUGUCCAGCUCGUCAAACAGCAACAAUGGGUCCACUUCCAGCUCGGGUUCCAACUCGGCGACUGCACUCGUCACCAACGUGGCCCUAGUUGUCGCCGCUCUCGUGACUGUCGGCGUCUCCCUCCUGUAGACACAAUGCAUGUCGAUGCAUGAAAUAAAUGUCCACUUUUGUCCACC
Messenger RNA from Phytophthora sojae, 602 nucleotides. RefSeq lists its product as hypothetical. The transcript has a single exon. Bases 1 to 555 code for a protein of 184 amino acids. Lineage: Eukaryota; Oomycota; Peronosporomycetes; Peronosporales; Peronosporaceae. The record is from RefSeq and is a predicted model, not a curated record.